This is a messenger RNA of Aspergillus affinis, 4386 nucleotides long. Its product is annotated as putative potassium/sodium P-type ATPase. Gene Ontology annotation, molecular function: P-type calcium transporter activity; ATP binding; ATP hydrolysis activity. NCBI's taxonomy places the organism in Eukaryota, Fungi, Ascomycota, Eurotiomycetes, Eurotiales, Aspergillaceae. The record is from RefSeq and is a predicted model, not a curated record. Gene Ontology annotation, cellular component: plasma membrane. The transcript is spliced from 8 exons. Gene Ontology annotation, biological process: intracellular calcium ion homeostasis; calcium ion transmembrane transport. The coding region runs from base 1 to 4386 and encodes 1461 amino acids.
AUGGGCAUUGAAACUUCCCCCCUGGAUGUCGAGGAGUCGACGGAACCUCCUAUAUGUUCUUUACCACAAGAACACCCACCGCGUAUCGAUGUAGAAAGCAAGCAGGGUCUUGAGAAGAUUGACAACCCGCAAAGCCUGUCGGUGUCAAAUGAUACUCAACGUCCUGCCAUAGACCCGGGCCAACCCAUUUCCGAAACCCCCUUGGAUUACCCUCACACCGUUGAUCCUUCUCAGUUAGCAGAGUCUCUCAAAGUUCCGCUUCGUCAUGGUCUGUCAAAUACCGAGUCGGCGGCCCGUCUCCAGAGAGAUGGGCCGAACAGGGUCCGAGAAAUGCAUGGAGUGUCGGUCUGGAAGAUACUUCUAAGACAGGUCGCCAACAGUUUAACCUUAGUUCUCGUCAUUACUAUGGCAAUAUCUUUUGGGAUUGAUGACUAUAUCGAAGGCGGCGUGAUAACGACUGUCAUCCUUCUCAACAUUGCUGUUGGCUUCGUGCAAGACUAUCGAGCCGAGAAGACCAUCAUGUCGUUGCAUCGACUAUCUGCACCAAUAUGCAAAGUCCUCCGAGAUGGCCAUGUAGUCUCUGUAAAGGCCGAGUCGCUCGUCGUGGGAGAUAUUGUCCACCUCGCUGUCGGAGAUAUCGUCCCUGCCGACCUGAGACUCAUCGAUGGGAUGAAUGUCUCCAUGGACGAAGCUUUGCUGACCGGCGAAUCGUUACCGGUUGCAAAGACUCCGCAUAUCGUCAUGACCUCACGAGACAUGCCAAUCGGGGACCGCACCAACAUGGCCUAUUCAGGGUGUAGUACAACCCAAGGUCGGGCCACCGGGAUUGUGAUCGCCACCGGGAUGAGGACCGAAGUGGGCAAGAUCGCGCAGCUUCUCCAAGAGACGUCUACCCAAACCAAUACCAACCUCUUCAUGCGAGGCUUUUAUCGGACUAAAAACACAAUCAAAAAUAUCUUGGGACUAGUUGGCACACCCCUACAGGUGAAAUUAAGCAAGUUCGCUCUGCUGCUCUUUGCCCUAGCAAUUUUGCUUGCCAUUAUAGUGUUUUCAGUCAACAAAUGGGACAUCGAAGGCGAGGUGCUGAUUUACGGAAUCUGCGUCGCCGUCGCCGUGGUCCCUGAAUCACUGAUUGCGGUCCUUACAAUCACCGUGGCAGUUGGGACCAAAGCAAUGGCCAAAAGCAAUGUCAUUGUGCGAAAGCUCCAAUGUCUGGAAGCUGUUGGAGGUGUGACCAACAUCUGCUCAGACAAGACUGGAACCCUGACGCAAGGAUCGAUGAUUGCAGCAGCGGCUUGGAUUCCCCAGGCCGGCAAUCUAACCGUUCACCAGACUACAAAUCCGAUCGAUCCUUCCAGCGGGUCGGUUCAACUCGACGAUGUUGACUGGAAUCCAAAGAGCCUGCAGGAGAAUCAUACACUGCGGACAUUUCUCACUGCAAUUGCCUUGUGCAAUCUGUCGGUGGUAGAAAAGGCAGUACCGUCAGAUGUCCCAGGGAAAGAACCCGUUCAGUCGCAAAAUGAAUGGACCGCCGUCGGCGAGCCUACCGAGAUUGCGCUGCACGUCCUCGCAAUGCGUUUUGGCAUGGGAAAACCAGCUGUAUUGCAGGAGCGCGACAUUGCCCUACAUACUGAAUACCCUUUCGACUCGUCAAUCAAACGCAUGACAGUGGUCUAUAAAAACCCAACAGCCCAGGUCCAUGAAGUCUAUACGAAAGGCGCGCCUGAGACAAUUAUCCCCAGGCUCCGUUUGAGUGAGCAACAGAAAACGUUUAUGCAGGAGACUGCGGACCGAAUGGCCGGAGAAGGUCUUCGUGUACUAUGCGUGGCUUACAAAAUGACGCCGAUCGAUGAUGAUACACUGGUAUCCCCGCGCGCCAGCGCCGAGUCCGGGCUCACUCUCGGUGGCUUGGUUGGGCUUUACGAUCCUCCUCGUGUCGAAACGGCCGCGGCUGUUCGGCGAUGCCAGAUGGCUGGCAUCACUGUCCACAUGCUGACUGGCGACCACAUCCGCACGGCAACGGCGAUUGCCUCCGAAGUAGGCAUACUGGACCCAUUCGUCAAUGCGAAGUCUACCCGGCUUGUCAUGGCGGCCGAGGAGUUUGACCGAUUGACUGACGCCGAAAUUGACGCGAUUGAAAAGCUGCCUCUCGUGGUUGCGCGCUGCAGCCCGACCACAAAAGUUCGAAUGGUUGAGGCCAUGCACCGACGACAGGCCUUUUGUGUCAUGACAGGCGACGGGGUCAAUGAUUCGCCCGCUCUGAAACGGGCGGACGUGGGCAUUGCCAUGGGGAAGAAUGGCAGCGACGUCGCUAAAGAGGCCGCUGAUAUGGUACUGACGGACGACAACUUCUCGUCCAUCGUUAGAGCUGUAGAGGAGGGAAGAAGAUUGUUUUCCAACAUUCAAAAGUUUCUCAUGCAUCUUCUGAUCUCCAACAUCGCCCAAGUCAUUCUGCUUCUGGUUGCACUGGCUUUCAAAGAUGCAGAGGACAACUCGAUCUUUCCCAUUUCUCCCAUUGAGAUUCUUUGGGUUAACCUUAUCACGUCCUCAUUCCUAGCCCUGGGACUUGGUCUCGAGGAGGCCAGGACCGAUUCUAUGUAUCAGCCGCCUCACGAUCUAAAGGUGGGCGUGUUUACCCGGGAGCUGAUCACCGACAAAAUGAUCUAUGGCACCUUCAUGGGCUGUCUCUGCCUCGUAUCGUUUGUCUGUGUGAUCUACGCCGAAGGAUCUGGGACCGCAGAUAUGGGCCAUGACUGCAACGAGGGAUGGAACAGCAGCUGCGACGUGGUAUUCCGGGCACGCGCCACGACCUACGCGACCUUGACCUUUCUCUUAUUAGUGACAGCCUUCGAAGUCAAGCAUUUCUCUCGGUCUCUGUUCAAUCUUGACCCGGACAAAUUCCCCGGCCGACUCUCUGUCUUUCACUCCAUCUGGCGCAACCGGUUUCUGUUCUGGGCGGUCAUCGCAGGCUUCGUGAUCACGUUUCCGGUAAUUUACCUUCCGGAGGUGAAUAGGAUUGUUUUCAAGCACCACGGUAUAGACUGGGAAUGGGGCAUUGUCUUUGGAUGCACGGUUGUGUACUUGGGGUUGGUCGAGAGCUGGAAGGCGAUGAAACGAGCAAUGGGCAUCGGCAGUGGGAAGAAUGUACAGCUGACGAUGGGAGAUGCCGAGAUGAGGGCUGGUCUUGCGUCACCGUUUACCAUGAGCGCGAAUGCCAGUGUGGAUGCGAGCGUGGAGGUGAACCAGGAGGUGACGGUGUUCAACACACUUUUUAUUGUUUCUAUCGUGCAACUGACCCUAUCCAAUCAUUAUGACAUUCUCCAUUUUACUUACACAUCCAAUUUAAAUGACCGCUCUGCAACCAGCCUGCGGUGGGGCCAGCCUUCCUUUGUCGAUAACCUCAUCAUCCCCUCUUCUCUGUUUUUCUAUCUCAUCCAUCAAUUGCUCCAUCUUUUCACACGGUAUCCAUCAAUCAAGAUGAAGAUCCUCUGCCUCCAUGGGCAAGGCACCAGCGGCGCCAUCUUCAAGUCGCAAUUAUCAGGAAUCUCCAAACGCUUGACCUCCCAUCUCCCCGUCCCCGUUGAAUUCGACUACCUCGACGGUCCAUACCCCUCGCCCCCCGCGCCGGGCGUAGACCUCUUCUACCCUCCUCCAUACUUUACGUUCUGGCGCGAAAACACGACCCCAGCGGUACGAGAGACAGUCGCAUGGUUGAACGGCAUCAUCGCAGAACGGGGCCCCUAUGAUGCUGUCAUGAUGUUUAGCCAGGGCGGUGCGUUGGGUGCUAGUCUAUUGCUUUUGCAGGAAUGGGAGAGUCGGAAUCAGCACCAGGACCAGAAUCAGGAGGAGAACCAGAACAACAACAACAACAACAACAACAACACAUCAAGCAAAGAACAAAAACAAACCCAGGGCACCAAGGCGCCGCCCCCCUUCAACGCCGCAAUCUUCAUCUGCGGCGGUCCUCCUCUGCAAAUCCUCUCCGAAGAAGUCGGCUAUGCGCUCCCGGAAUCGAUCUUCACCCGCGACAAGGCCACCCGAGCCAAACUCGCCGAAGUGGCCAACAAAGACUCGCUCCUGGCGCUGGGAUCCUCACGAUGGAACAAUAAGGCAGCCGGGGGCGGAAGCGCCGAUGAAGAAGAAAAGGUACGUCAGGAGAUCGCAUCGUACGGGGACGUGCGGAUCCAGAUCCCUACGGUGCAUGUGUAUGGGGACAAGGAUCCGCGGUAUGAAGCGAGCGUGCAGUUGUCGGGCCUGUGUGAGGAGGGGAGGAGACGUACGUACAAUCAUAAUGGUGGACAUGAGAUACCGCGGUUAGAGGCUGUGACGGCGAAGGUGACUGAGAUGACGAUUUGGGCGCUGAGGGAGGGUGGUGUGAUUGAUUGA